AUGGAGAUUGGGCGGUUGAGCGCCGUGAUCGCGAUCGGAGUCUUUGCUCUUGUUCUCUCUUUGAGAUUUGGGGCUUGUGAAGCGAAUCGGGGUCCGGGUAACUUUAUAUUAGAUGCGCAAAAUUUUCCAACUUUAGAGGAUGGAUUACUGAAGUUUGCUCCAGUGGCGUCAGGGCCUGUUGCUAUGGCUCCUGAUUCAAAGUCUCCUCUGAUUUUAGCAGCAAAAAGAACAAGGAGGCCUGAUGUUCUUAAUAAGUUCAAGAUUUAUGGUGGAGGCUGGGAUAUCACCAAUAAGCAUUACUGGGCGUCUGUUGGAUUCACUGGAGCUGCUGGAUUUAUACUUGCAAUAUUGUGGUUUUUCUCCUUCGGCCUAGCAUUAGGCUUCCGCCACUGUUGUAGUUGGCGAAUUGGCGUCAAAGACAAAGGCUCAUCUCGUACACAAUAUGCCUGUUUUGUGCUAUUACUGGUGUUCACAUGCGCUGCCUCGACUGGCUGCAUUCUUCUCACUGUUGGGCAGGAUGAUUUCCAUGGUGAAGUGCUGGAUACCCUAAGCUUUGUUGUCAAUCAGUCAGAUUUCACUGUUCAGAUCCUACGGAAUGUUACAGAUUUUCUGUCCUUUGCAAAGACAAUAAAUGUGGAAGAGGUUUACCUUCCAUCUGAUGUUCAAAAUGAAAUUGACAAGCUGAACAUAGAUUUGAAUAAUGCGGCUAAUACCCUAUCAGAUAAAACAAAUGAAAGUUCAGAAAAGAUUAGAAGUGUUAUUGAUACAGUGAGGUGUGUGUUGAUUGUGGUAGCAGCAGUGAUGCUUAUACUUGCAGUAAUUGGUUUUGUACUCGCCGUUCUUGGUUACAAACAUGCGAUGUACAUAUUCAUUAUGAGUGGCUGGCUACUUGUGGCAGUUACAUUUGCUCUCUGUGGAGGUUUUGUAAUCCUCAACAGUGCUGUAGGUGACACUUGCACUGCCAUGGAUCAAUGGGUGGAAUAUCCACAGGCAGAAACUGCUCUCAGUAACAUCCUCCCAUGCGUCGAUGAAAAGACUACCAAUCGAACACUGUAUCAGAGUAAAGAUGUGAUUCAGCGGCUUGUGAAUAUUGUCAACAUUGUAAUCUGGACAACUGCUAAUUCAAACAGCCAAUCACAAUCAAAUUCUUAUUUCUACAAUCAGUCUGGACCCUUGAUGCCACCUCUUUGUUCUCCAUAUGAUUCUCAUCUGCGUCCCCGGCAAUGUGAUCCUUAUGAAGUAUCAUUCGGCAAUGCAUCAAUGGUGUGGCAGAACUAUACGUGCGAAGUUUCUGAAGCAGGCUCAUGCAUAAGUCCGGGGAGGAUAACCCCAGAUAUCUAUACUGAACUGGUUGCAGCUGUGAACGUGAGCUAUGCACUCGAUCAUUAUGCCCCUCUGCUUCUCAGCCUUCAAGACUGCAACUUUGUUCGAGAGACCUUCAACUCCAUCACAACAUUCUACUGCCCGAAUUUAGAGCACGGGCUUAAGUUGGUGAAUCUUGGGUUAGCUUUUAUAUCCACUGGAGUCAUGCUCUGCCUCAUCUUGUGGAUUGUAUAUGCAAACCGCCUCCGAAGAAGGGAGGAGGUGUUUGUGACAACUCCAUCUGAAGUCAAGGUUUUUGUAGAAAAGAGGUGACUUUUUGCAUAAUGAGCUAUCAAGAGAUUGAGUGAUGAGAUCUAUAUGCUAGUCUCAUGCAUGCGUCUUGGCUCUUGACUAGUAACCCCUUAUUAUUAUUAUUAUUAUUAUUAUUACUUAGUAUAUAUCUAUAUAUAAAUAUGUAAUAUAUUGUAAAUGUUGGAGAGUGAUUUAUUUUACCUCCAUCUUUUCUUUUUCUUUUCUUUUUCAAUUUCUUUUAGUAUGAGAAGUGCCCAAAUGGGGCGAAGCACCAUUUGGGGUGAUGAGUAAUUUAUGAUGCAGAGCAGUUGUAUUCAGGGAACACAAAAGAAAUGAUCUUAGUGGUGAUCAAUGUGAAUGAAAGAAAAAGAGGCUCAGGCCUGCAGUUUCUCUUUGUUA
Asparagus officinalis (garden asparagus) is the source of this 2013-nucleotide messenger RNA. RefSeq lists its product as uncharacterized. The record is from RefSeq and is a predicted model, not a curated record. Gene Ontology annotation, cellular component: membrane. The transcript has 9 exons. Bases 1 to 1635 code for a protein of 544 amino acids. NCBI's taxonomy places the organism in Eukaryota, Viridiplantae, Streptophyta, Magnoliopsida, Asparagales, Asparagaceae.